This is a messenger RNA of Asparagus officinalis (garden asparagus), 1223 nucleotides long. RefSeq names its product AAA-ATPase At2g18190-like. NCBI's taxonomy places the organism in Eukaryota, Viridiplantae, Streptophyta, Magnoliopsida, Asparagales, Asparagaceae. The record is from RefSeq and is a predicted model, not a curated record.
UUGAUUUAAUUUUGAGAAUAGUGUUGUUUGGGAAAAGCUUGGGCUAAUUGUAGCCAGGCUUUUCAUAGGUCUUUAAAAUCGGUUCUGAUUUGAUCCACCUCCGAGAUCGAAACGGAAUAAAUUCUCUCAAAACUUGACCAGGAUCAAUCCUGGCCCAGUUCUUUGCCCAAUUUCAAAGAUUACCCCCGAAUUUACUCUUAUUUUGCGUUAAUACUAAUACAUGAGGUGUGCAAUUAGUUACCUUCAGCUGAUGCUUUCAGGGCUGCUUUACCUUGCAGAUGGCCUGUGGUCGAGCUGUGGGGAUGAGAGGAUCAUAAUGUUCACAACAAACCACAAGGAGAAGCUUGAUCCAGCAUUGCUUCAGCCUGGACGGAAUAUGGGAUACUGCAUUUUUAGUGGGUUUCGAGUGUUGGCCUCGAACUAUCAUUCCAUCAAUGGCCAUCCGCUGUUUGGAGGGAUAGAAGGGUUGAGUGGAGAGGUGAAAGUGACUCUGGCUGAGGUGAUAGGAGAUGAUGAGGGGGAUGAUUCUGAGGUUGCGUUAAAUGGGCUCAUUGGUUUCCUUAAAAGGAAGAAAAUUCAAGGAGGCCGAUGAAGUAUCUGAGAAAGGAGAAGACAAAAUAAAGGAUGCCCAAAGACUAACAUAUUGCACUUGUUCACAUUGCACUUGUAGGAGUGACAGAUUUCAGAAGAUGCUGACUGUAGGAUACUGUAGGAUGAAGUAUUCGUGAAUGUUAGCAAUUGAUGUUGGAUUGUUUAUGCCUGUCACUGCAGUAGGAGCAAUUUCUCAAUGUUGUGGUGAAAUCUUGAUGUUUUUGUACCUACUUCCGAAGUUUAGUAGGUAUCGACAGGUCUCAGGUAUUGAUGUAGUGAACAUUAUGUGUAAUUGUUGCAUUUUGGCCACAUUAGUCAUAAUGCCCAACAACUGAAAUACACAGGAAUGAUACAUUCACCUCCAUACACUGUGUUAAGGUACAAAAUACCACAGUGAUGUGUAGCUAGUUGUAAGCAUGAUAGCUGGGUUGUGAGAGAUUUCAGAUUGCAAUCCUACAAGUCGCACAAAAAAAAGAAAGAAAGAAAGAAAGAUUAGAAAUUUUCCUCUGUACAUUUGAGCACGCAUUCGAGUAUCAUCUGAUCUAUUACACCAGUGCUUCUAAAAUUGGAAAUAUUCAGAUGAUUCUGUACUCAGUUUAAAAAAAAAAAAUUUAUUUGAGAGAUAUCGCGAU